AAGUUCUGAGAGCGCCUGGGCGGGGCGGAAGAGGGAACACGUCAUCGUCGCGGAACCUCACAGCCUAGCAACGAGAGGUGGGGCCUCGCCACGUCUGUGUUCCGAUUCCGAACCCGUCACCCCGCCGUUCCCGCAAAGAUGGCCGCUGCCAGGGAGAGGAGACGGGCGGCUGUGAGAGAGGCGUCCCCGCCGGGCCGGGCCCUGUCCUUGUCCCUGCUGCUGCUGCUCGUUGGCCUGGCCUGGCCGGCCUGCGGCCUGCCGGUCAAUGCUACUGCAGAUGCUCCUAAAAAUGACAGUGAAGUAUUAAAUACAUCUCAGUUUUCAACACCCAGUCUGCCCAAUUUGAUAACUACAACAAAAAAACCGUCCUCAGCAACUCUUAAAGUCGAUAAUAUUGUCACGCUUAGACCAGCUAUCGUGAGGGAUGACCCAGCCACAUCUGCUGCUACUCAUUCCACAUCUGUUAGCCCCAUUUCAGAAAUGGAUGUGGAUGCUUCUGAAGAUACUAAAAUUGUGGAAGAGGGUCUCCUAACAGAUUUCAAAGACAUACUGAAUAGUUCACCACCAACAGCAAAAGAAACUGUGGAGCUUGAUGGGCGCGAUGACUAUGGCCCUUAUGAGGGGACGUCCAAUUCCAGAUAUAAUACAGACCUAGAUUUGCCGGAAGAUGAGAAGACUGAUAGCUUUGGCAGUUAUAAUGAGCACAUUAAAUCUCAUGAUGCCAAGAUAAAGGAUUCUGUCUCGGGAUUGGAAGAAGACACCCAUUUCUUUUUCCACCUGGUUAUUAUUGCUUUCUUAGUAGCUGCUGUUUAUAUCACAUAUCAUAAUAAGAGAAAGAUCUUUUUAUUGGUCCAGAGCCGAAGGUGGCGUGAUGGUCUUUGCUCGAGAACAGUGGAAUAUCAUCGUUUAGAUCAAAAUGUUAAUGAAGCAAUGCCUUCACUGAAGAUAACCAAUGAUUACAUUUUUUAAAAGCAUCCGUUUGCUGAAUUAGUCCUUUUCUUUGCCUGACUUUUUAUAUAAUGUUGUGCAGUGUCUGCCAUAAAGAGUUUGUACUGAAAUGAGAGAGCUCUCUUGCCUGGAUGGGUUUGAGAUUAAAGCUCAUGUAAAACAAAGGGCAUGUAUUAUUAGCAUUAAAUUCUUUGUCGACACUUAAGUUUCAAAUCACAUGUACAGAAACUAUAUUGAAACAAUGUAUUUCACUUGUUUUUUUCCCUUUAUUUCAUUUUAUUUUGUGCAUCCUUUCUUUCUGUCUAGAGCAGUGCCAACAGGGCUAAUAUAAAAAUGUGGGCAUAAAACAUUUUAGAUCUGAUAAAUUGAGUCUGCCAUCACUGAAUCAAAUUAAUUGUCUUUCUGCAAAUCAUUAAUAUGGCUCAUAAAUCCUGCUAUCUUACACAGGUUAAAAAUGUAUUUUCCAUGUAUAGAUUGCUUAGUGCUCCAAAACUUUCUUCUAGAUAUCUUUUGGCUAACUCAGACUCUUCUCACAUUAGGCUACCUAAUGUGACAAACUUUAUGCUCAUAUUCUUCCCUAGAUUCUUCAUUCAGUAAAGUAUUUAAAAUAAUUAUGUACUAAGCAUGACUUGAAAUCAAGUUAUACCUUACAUUUCUUUGGAAUAUCCCAGGUUUGCAUGAAAGUGUUGCUGUUUCUUGAUUGCCCAAGAUUUACUCUGUAACUAUGCUUAUGGAAACUUCAUCUAUCUUUUUAAGAUUAGUGAAUUGAAAAUAAACUUCAUAGUGUAAUUAUUUAUAAAAUAAAAAUAUAUCUAGCAGGCAAGUGCAACAAAGAUUUCCCCAGAAUUUUAAGGCAGUUUUGGAUGUAAUCAUGUGGUUUCUUAUAUGCUACAAACAUGUUAAGUCUGGGAAUGUAAGAGUGAUUGAUUUUGAUAUUAUCCUAAACACAAGUAAUUGGCAGGUGUGGUAGAAAUUAAGAGUGUAUGGGUUGCCAUGAUCUACAGACAACACUGCACCUUUAUUUAAUUUUGACAGAAUUAAUUUUACAUGUGAAUUAGGUGUAUAGCAAGUUAUUGGUAUGUUUCGGGUUUUUUUACCUUGUCCUAUGUAGUUCAGCUAUUUGUUUUUCCAUGAGAUGUAAAAUAUACAAUUUCAUAGUUUUUUCCUUUUUGUAUAUUGUGAUUUAAUUUUCAGAGAUGAUAAAUAUCUAAAUAACAAUGACUAAGAACCGCAAUUAAUGACUUGGUAUACAGGUGGUAAUGUACUGUUUUGAAAAGUCAAAACUUUACAGAUUUUUGCAUGAGAAGAGUUGUCAUGGCAUGAUAUGUUAUGGGUGAAAUACUGCAUAAAUAGUAAGUAAAUUCUUACAGUUACAUGCUUUCUUUUGAUUACCAUAAGAAAGUGAAGCAUAAACAAUAUGCCAGAACUAUUUUCUUGCAGUAAUUUUUAUCAUAUUUGGACUUGUUUCACAUAAUAUUUUGAAUAAUGUUUUUAAAAUAGGAAGAAUAUAAGUUUUGUUUUUUUAAUAAUUUGAUCAGUUUGAACAUGUUCAUGUUAAGUAGCAUAUUCCAAUGACAGUGAAUAAUUUAUCUUCUGUUUAGGCUUGAACAGAGCAUUGCAAACUAUCUUUUGGCACUCAAAACAACUGUUUUUGCCAUUGUGUGUGGAUUCACUCUGUAAGGAAUCCUUUAUAUGAUGAUAUAGGCAUGGUAUGUGUGACAAACCAUUUGCACUUUCCAGCACCUCUGCUGCCAUUCAUCUCAGAGUCUUGUGGAGUCAGGUUUUCAAUAAGUGUCACCUUGUGCAGUAUCACUGUUUGUUUUUUCCAGUAGAAAUGUGUAAGAAUAACAACUUAGAAAAAUUAUCAGGUGGGUUAUUUUAAACCCACCUUAAGUAUAGUUUACAGAAUAUGGAGGGAGGGAGAGAAAGUGUCCAAGCCAUAACACUGAUAUGAUAAAUUUGUAUUGAAACAGUAACACAAUGCAUCUGUUUUUGUUUUGUUUAUAACUGUGGAGUUCAUGGAUGCAUUACUUUUUUUCCUUCCAUUUGAGUCAUCCUCAGUUCUGUGAAGUACAGUUCUGAGCUUUACUGGUAAACAAUAGCUUUAAUUAGACCUGCUAUAAUUAUUUCCCACUCAGAAGGGCUGAAAAAACAAUAUCCUAUUACAAGAUAUGCAUUCUUUGCCUGUAGUGUAGCAAAUGCUUUCUGGGGAAAAUGAGAUGGCAGACCAACCCAGCCAUACCUUAUCCUUAAGAGACUAAGAAUGGUGUCUUGAAAUGUAAAUGAUUAAAAUUAUAACAGUUGUGACAAUACUAUCUUUUUUGCAAAAAUGUGCCUUCCUUGUUCUGUGACAGUCAUUGUGAUGCAAUAGUUGAGAUUGGUUUUUGGUUUUGCAUUUAAAGUAUGAGUGUCCUGUCUGUUUUAUGUACAAAAUGUAGCUUAUCUGUCCCAAAUGUUCAGCACACACAUUCAGUAAAACUUGAAUCUUCUAA
This is a messenger RNA of Gopherus evgoodei (Goodes thornscrub tortoise), 3440 nucleotides long. It is a transcript of the gene C8H5orf15, whose product is annotated as chromosome 8 C5orf15 homolog. The transcript has 3 exons. The record is from RefSeq and is a predicted model, not a curated record. The coding region runs from base 139 to 969 and encodes 276 amino acids. Lineage: Eukaryota; Metazoa; Chordata; Testudines; Testudinidae.